Messenger RNA from Linum tenue, 2286 nucleotides. The record is from the annotation of a GenBank genome assembly. NCBI's taxonomy places the organism in Eukaryota, Viridiplantae, Streptophyta, Magnoliopsida, Malpighiales, Linaceae.
GCCAUCCCUAAUUGGGGGCAUGAUGCUGAAGUCCUCAAGUUUCCAGAAACUUCCAACUCCUGGCCAGAAUUCUCCGCUGAAUCUCCCGGCUGAAACUACUACACGUGUCCACCAUACCACGUCAGCAUCCAACGUGGCGUGCCGAUUUCCGGAAUUUGAUACGCCCCUGCGCCGUCCCCUCGCCCCUCCUCCUCUACCUUUUUCCGGUCUAUUUUGUCUUUCAACUCGAUGAAUUCACCAAAUCCACCGCCCAAAACAUCUUUUAGGUCUCCGGCAGCUCAUCCCGAUUUCCUCGUCGUCUUCUAAUUCCCUACUACUUCCCUUAAUCCCUUCCCUUCCCAUUUCCCUUAUCUUCUCUUUUCGGCGAUGAAUGGGGAAGGAAGAGAGGACGAAACUGCAAAGGACAAGGAUAAAUUGGUAUUCAUGUGCGGCUAUCUUCCCGGAGCUCUGCCUGAGCGGUCGCUUAUUUCCUCUCCCGUCGUUGUAAGGUCCGAGGGCUUCGGCUGGAAGGAUGUAUGUGGCGGCGGUUGCGGGUUCGCAAUGGCCAUCUCAGACUCUGGGAAGCUUAUUACGUGGGGUUCGACAGACGAUCUUGGCCAAUGCUACAUCACAGCGGGAAAACAUGGGGAAAUCCCCAAGCCAUUCCCUGUUCCAACUGAUUCUGCCAUCAUAAAGGCUGCAGCAGGCUGGGCUCAUUGUGUAGCUGCUACAGGCUUGGUUAAGUCUGUUUUUGUUUCCUCGAGCACAGAUGUUGGGGAGGUUUAUACGUGGGGAUGGAAAGAGUGCAUUCCUUCAGGGAAAGUAUUUGGAGACCCGUCUGCCUCCAGAAGAUCGGAAAAGGACGUUUCAGAAAGACCAGGUCCAUCUGACUUGGAACAAGUGAGCCCUCGUCCCCAAGCUGCCAAAUCCAGAGGCGGGAAAUCAGUUGCAGAUGAAAGUGCGAAACGGAGAAAAGUAUCAGGAAAACAGACAUCUGAACCCUCAUCUUCUGGGAAUGAGUUGUUAUCAGCAGUGCCUUGCUUGGUUACACUUAAUCCAGGAGUAAGGAUUGUCACUGUAGCUGCUGGAGGCCGCCAUACUUUGGCACUUUCAGGUAUUUCCUUAUCACCCAUGGAAUGUAUCCUAAUUUUCUCAAAGUCUUCAGAUAUAGGACAGGUAUGGGGUUGGGGAUAUGGAGGUGAAGGCCAACUUGGCUUGGGCUCCAGAGUCCGAAUGGUGUCGUCUCCACAUCCUAUACCCUGUAUAGAAUCUUCUCAGGGGAGAGAUAUAUCUGGGGGCUAUUCUCGAGCUGGCAUGACUUCAGAGGGCCAAACAUUUCGAGUUGUUGGAAAUUAUAUUAAAGCAAUAGCCUGUGGUGGCCGGCACAGUGUUGUUGUCACGGAUGCUGGAGUAUUGCUCGCUUUUGGGUGGGGACUCUAUGGGCAGGACUUAAUACCCUUUAUAUCUGUCACAUGUAUUUUCCUCCAGUGUGGACAAGGUAGCACUGAUGAUGAGCUGAGUCCAACCUGUGUAUCUUCCAUGCUGGGCAUUCGGAUGGCAGCCGUUGCUGCAGGGCUGUGGCACAGUGUUUGCGUUUCGGAUGAUGGUGAUGUUUAUGCGUUUGGUGGGAAUCAAUUCGGACAGCUGGGAACUGGUGUUGACCAAGCAGAGACAAUCCCCAGGCUAUUGGAUGCUCCAAGUUUGGAAAACGAAAACGCGAGAACCGUCUCCUGUGGCGCUCGUCACAGUGCUGUAGUAACCGUGGAUGGGAAAGUGUUCUGUUGGGGCUGGAACAAGUACGGCCAGCUCGGACUGGGCGACGUAAUCGACCGCAACAUUCCUUCUCAGCUCACCAUCGACGGCUACACCCUUAGAAGCGUGGCGUGUGGUUGGUGGCAUACCCUGCUGUUAGCUGAACCCCAGCUGCCUUGAGGGGUUUGGCUAAGUUCUGGUCUGGAUUCUGUCUUUCAGGUGAAACCCCCAAUUUUGUGUUAGAAUUAGAAGGCAGUUCGUCACCUGCUAUUGAUCUAUGUAACACCGCCGCCAAAGGUCUUCCCCGUUGCACAUAGAUGGUGAUUGUUGCCAUGUACAUACCCCGUCGACCAGUGUUUGACGUUUAUGUUUUUCGUGGUGAACAGUAAUACACGUCAGGGAUUUGGCAAUUUUAGUUCGUCCCAUUUGACGUUAUUUGGAGGUUGUACAUAAGAGAUCAGUUGAAUUUAACCUGACGUGCAUAUCAGUUUGGUUUGAUUGCAUUAUAGCUUCAGUGGCUGCUGACCCAAUCACUUGUUUAUUGUCUCUCCUGGU